Onychostoma macrolepis is the source of this 12721-nucleotide messenger RNA. It is a transcript of the gene crhr1, whose product is annotated as corticotropin releasing hormone receptor 1. Lineage: Eukaryota; Metazoa; Chordata; Actinopteri; Cypriniformes; Cyprinidae. Gene Ontology annotation, biological process: cell surface receptor signaling pathway; adenylate cyclase-activating G protein-coupled receptor signaling pathway. Gene Ontology annotation, molecular function: corticotropin-releasing hormone binding; corticotropin-releasing hormone receptor activity; corticotrophin-releasing factor receptor activity. Bases 985 to 2274 code for a protein of 429 amino acids. The transcript is spliced from 14 exons. Gene Ontology annotation, cellular component: plasma membrane; neuron projection. The record is from RefSeq and is a predicted model, not a curated record.
UACUGACGUCGGUAGAUAUUCGUGUACGGUGUUCCAAAUAAGACAGUAAUGCGCCCAGUUCCCUCCAGAGAACACAACACACUUCAAGUGCUGAUCCUUUCGGAGUGAGCGCGCUAUAGUGAUGCUCACUUUGGAAUGGAAUUGACUCAUUAUGAAGGCUGUUCAGCGUUGAGCCUGCUGCUGUGCGCACGCGAGAGAAUGAACCGGUUGGAUAGGAUGAAGACGCGCAGCCCGCGUGGGAACGGCACGGGUUAGUUUGCACCGGCGAACUCCGCUCGCUCGUCAGCAAUACUUCUUACAAUUGUCGUCACAUUCCGCUCGCAGGACAACAUUUAGCCGCACGCGCGCAAAAACCGAACGUCGAUUUCUCUUAUCCGCGCGCAGUGACGCCUCCUCGCUGUCAUGUAGGGGCUUCAUGUGAACGCAUUACUGUUGACCGAUGGGACACAAACAGAGGGUCACUCUCGGUGUGAGGAGCUCGACGUGUUUACAAGGAACGAAUCAUUUUGGAGAAGAAACAGAGCAAAUAGUGGCAGUACUCUCAGAAAAGUUGAGUUCCAGCCGCAGGGGAGCAGGUCGAAACGCUUAUCAUAUCUAACAGGGAACACUGACUGAGUGUUGCGCGUGACUGGGAUCGUGUCUGAAUAAACACCUGCCUCCGAGGACCUUAAGAACUCAAACCUGACAGAAGAUUAUUUACCGAGGAUUAAGCGUCCAUUUGAAUCACUAAAUAAUAAGGAUAUAUCCGCCUGUAUUAAUAAUCACUCAUCUGGAACUGGUUGAAAAUGAGACAGCGGUUCAAAUGCGCGCAGAAUUCACCCGUUUAUUUCCAGUUGUAAGCGCUGCCCUGACCAUCCUUUGGGUGCAUAUCUGUUGUUUUUCAAACAGAGGUCUGUCACCCCGGAGCGGAGCAUCCGGACAGCUGCAUCUGGAGCAAAGGAGCGCUGUGCUGUUUGAAGGUUUCUGCAGAAAAACACUGGAGCAAUGAGUCGCAUCCUCCAUCCACAGGUGUUGACCAUCUGGAUUACGCUAAUCUCCAGGGCAACAGCUGACCUGACCUGCGACACACUGCUCCUGCUCUCCACAAAUCUAACAGCUCGCACUUUGAUCCUGUGGAAUCAGACGUCUAGUCCCACCAAUUCUACAGGUUUGUUCUGUAACACUUCGAUUGAUGGCAUUGGGACAUGCUGGCCCAGGAGCAGUGCUGGAGAAGUGGUGUCCCGUCCCUGUCCAGAGACCUUCCUCGGAGUCCGUUACAACACCACCAAUAACGUGUACAGAGAAUGUCUUGCCAAUGGCACCUGGGCGAAGAAGGGAAACUACUCCCAAUGUCAGGAAAUCCUCAACGAGGAGAAGAAGAGCAAGCUGCAUUACCACAUUGCAGUCAUCAUAAACUACCUGGGACACUGUAUCUCUCUGGGAGCCCUGCUGGUCGCCUUCAUCCUCUUCAUGAGACUCAGGAGUAUCCGGUGUCUGAGAAAUAUCAUCCACUGGAACCUGAUUACAGCAUUUAUCCUGCGAAAUGCCACCUGGUUCGUGGUGCAGCUCACCAUGAACCCAGAGGUGCAUGAGAGCAAUGUGAUCUGGUGCAGGCUGGUUACAGCAGCAUAUAAUUAUUUCCAUGUGACCAACUUCUUCUGGAUGUUUGGAGAGGGCUGCUAUCUGCACACAGCCAUAGUACUGACAUACUCCACUGACAAACUGAGGAAAUGGAUGUUCAUCUGUAUAGGCUGGUGUAUUCCAUUCCCCAUUAUCGUCGCUUGGGCCAUUGGCAAGCUGUACUAUGACAAUGAAAAGUGCUGGUUUGGGAAGCGGGCCGGCAUUUACACUGAUUAUAUUUAUCAGGGUCCCAUGAUCCUGGUCCUACUGAUUAACUUCAUUUUUCUCUUCAACAUUGUGAGGAUCCUGAUGACUAAACUGAGGGCCUCCACCACCUCAGAGACCAUUCAGUACAGAAAAGCAGUAAAGGCCACACUGGUUCUUCUGCCGUUGCUGGGCAUCACAUACAUGCUGUUCUUCGUCAACCCAGGCGAAGAUGAGAUCUCACAGAUUGUCUUCAUCUACUUCAACUCUUUCCUAGAGUCCUUUCAGGGCUUUUUUGUGUCAGUGUUCUACUGCUUUUUGAACAGUGAGGUACGCUCAGCCGUUCGUAAGCGGUGGCACCGCUGGCAGGAUAAGCACUCCAUUCGGGCGCGGGUAGCACGGGCCAUGUCUAUACCCACCUCUCCAACACGGGUUAGUUUCCACAGCAUCAAGCAGUCGUCGGCCGUCUGACCAGAACAGAAGUGAAGCAUCUGUCCCCAUUUCUUCUGCUCCCGCUCUUUCCGUCCUCAGCUAACCAUCCACGUCCUCUGAAAAACCCAGGGAUAACAGCUAUGGGCCAAACAUGGUAUGAUCCUCAGCUGAAACAUAGAUGAAGGGUGGAAAUGUACAGAGAUAAUGAGGUCCACCUGCCAAACACAGAGGAAAAAACUGCUUCAGAAACAGAUUAGAGCUUCGGUGGUCUCAGACAGCAAUGGGAGACCGUGGGAGGAACCUGACACACACACAAAAAAAGGUUGAUAAAUACUGGCAGAGUGUAUUUAUUCAAUAGACAGAGUUAUAUGUUGCAUCCUGUUCUCGAGUCUUCUCAUUGGAGAGCUCAGAUUAUUCCUAACUAUCAGAGUAAGAUACUAUGGAAUAUAUACUACAUGGCCAAAAGUAUUGUGAUUGUUACCUAUACAUGUGUCUGAAUGGGAUCAAAUCCAUAUUCAAACAUCUACUGCAGUGGUCUCAAACUCAAUUCCUGGAGGGCCACAGCUCUGCAGAGUUCAGCUCCAAAUCACACUUGCUUGGAAGUUUCUAGUGAUCCUGAAGACCUUGAUUGUGUUUGAUUAGGGUUGGAGCUAAACUGUGCAGAGCUAUGGCCCUCCAGGAAUUGAGUUUGAGACUAAUGAUAUACUGGAAACCUUACCAGAAGAGUGGAAGCUGUUAGGGAUGAUAAACUCCUUAUUUAUGCCAAUAGUUUUGGAAUUAUUUGCUCAGAAAUAAAAUUUUUGUGUGUCCACAAAGUUUUGGCCAUAUAGUGCAAUAGUUUUAGGAGUUUUAAAACAAAAUGACAUAAUCAGAGAGAAAAAAAAAAGUUUUCCAAUUGGAAAACAAACAGUAUUUUUGACAGAUCUCAAUGUGAACUUUCAUUAUUGUUAUUGAAUCUUUUGACUGGAUACAUUGGGGACAAAUGUAUGGCGUUUUCUCCGAGAUGUUCAGAUUGUGACCCUUAUAUUUUUUUUUCUUACUCUUCACUCGCUGCUCUUCAUUGCCCACAUUGUUGCAACUAGUAAUCAUUUCUGUGAGCUCAUUCAACAUGGACACUUUUCGCUUUGAUAUGAUGAGUACAUCUGUUGCUGUGUAUAUCAAGCAGUACAAAAAUUGUAAACAGUUUUUACAAAGAUGAAAGGUAUGCGUUAAUGCUCUCUAAGCUUGUUUGCAUCCUGGGACUCAAGGAUAUAUCUAAACCCCGGGGAAAAAAAGGAAGGAAGCUCACAGGAAAGGGAAGAACAUCAUGAAAGACUCGUGCCUGCUAAGGUAGAAGACGGUACGCUCCGAUACUAAACACAUAACACAAUCUUUUAAAUAAGGGGUUUAUCACAGAACAAAGAAAGGAUUUUGAUUUUAUCCUGCAUUUGGAGCCUCAGCCAAGCGGGCGAUUGAAUGUAUUUCAAUUAACCACUCCAGCUCUCCUUUUCAUAUAAAUUCCCAGUUAUCACGUCGUUUUACGAGAUGAUCUUAGUACAAAAUACUUGAGAAGUUGGAUUCUGGAGACUCUUUCAAAAAAGACUAAUUCUAAUCACACGUGACUGGAAGUUGUUGGUGGUUUUGUUGCCCAAGAGCCUUAUAGGGAUAGUUCACCCAAAAAUGACAAUUCUGUAAUCGUUUACUCAGCCUCAAGUUUAUCUAAAACCAUAUGACUGUAUUUCUUCCAGCAAACACAAAAGGAUAAAUUUUGAAGAAUGUACACCACCGUUCAAAAGUUUGGGGUCAGUAAGAUUUUUUUUUUUUUUACUGCAUAAAAACCAUACUUUGACACAGUAAGGAUGCAUUGAAUUGAAUUCAGACUCCAUUAAGCUAUUCAUUUGAGAACUGCAACAAAUUGGAUCACUGAAUAAAUUAGUUGAACUGAAUCAAUUUGAUUUGUGAACAAGUCUUUCAUUCACAGACUGCUUUUGUGAACUUGGUCAGCUGAUUCACUGAAAAGAUUUGACUCAAAAAUUAUCUGUUCACAAAUGUUCUGAUCUGUUCACAAUUUGUGUUUCAUGGUAGAAAGAAAGGAGUUCAGAACAUCAUGAGGGUGAGCAAAUGAUGACAGUUUUCAUUUUGGGUGAACCAUCCUAUUUUAAAAUAUCAGUUAUUUAUAUGAAACAAGGUGCAUUUCGAUACUUACAUUGCUACUGGUGUGGGUAGAAAUUUAUGGACAGCAGGGAAGUCACUGUGUCAUUUGUGGACCAUAUAUAUAUAUAUAUAUAUAUAUAUAUAUAUAUAUAAUUUUUUUUUUUUUUUCGGGUUUCUCUGGACAGCUAUUCUGUGCGGAAGUAAAUUUAAAAAAAAAAAAAUAGAUGAAUAGUGCACUUUUGUGUUUUCUAGGACCAGCUUCUUCAAUUCAAAUCCCAACAGAAUCAGGCCAGAAGAAUCAGCUCAGCAAAAUCUGCUCCUAUAUCAUUAGAGUCAAGAGAGAUCUGCAUGCCUCACGUAGGGUCAUUUAACGUCCAUCCAUGUGUUAUAUAACCCUCACCAAGCUGAGCCGCCAAUGACCGAGUCCUGUGACCGCUCACUGCUGACUCAGCACAGUGAAGCAGAUUUAGCUUUUGUGCUCAUACAUCCAAUCAAUCACAUCUGAUAGGGAGUGCAAGGUUGUUUAAAAAAAAACUGACUCAGGACCUUCAUCUAUGCCUCUGUGCUCUUCUGACCUUCCUGAAGUACUUGUGCGAGAAUCAUUUGUAAAGGCUUCAGCAGAUUCCACAUUCAGUCAUGCUUGUUGUGUACAUGUCCAGUAGCACCGUAUAUACGAGUUAGACAUCUAGUUGUGUAUAUAUAGGAUGACUAGCAUUGUGAAGUUUGCCAACUACCAUAUAGCAGUGUGUGUACCUGACGAACUGAGGACCAAGCUUCUCACUGCUGCUAGUAAACUGAAACACAAGGUUCGUUUUAGUGUCUCUACUAAGUUUUUUUUUAUCUAUUUUUAGGCUGUGCACAGUCAUUUUGCAGUGAAAUCUGAUCCGUUUGUUCUGACAAUGUAGUAAAUAUCCAAAUGCCAGAAACUGAGAGUUGUUGGUGGAAAGAAAGGGUGGAAGGAAGAAAUUUUGCCUUUGCUCAUGUCUGUCAUGACAUUUUGGCACUGUGCUGAACUCACAAGGUGCACAAGAAAACAUUAGUGAUAUUAACUAUUCAUGCACAUUUUAUGUACAAAACCACAUUUUUGUUUCUGUUCACUGAAUGAGGAAGAAGUGAGAAAGUAUAUUCUGACACAGUUCCAAACAAUACUGAGCACGUUGUAUAUUAUUAUUCAAAAGUUUGUGGUCAGUAAGAUGUUAUUUUAAUGAACUCAUUCAGCAAGGAUGCAUUAAAAUGAUAUUUGUUGAACUUCCUAUUCAUCAAAGAAUCCUGAAAAAAAUGCAUCACAGUUUCCACAAAAAAAGCAGUACAACUGUUUUAACAUUGAUAAUGUUCAGGAAUUGAACAUUAAAAAUAAUCUCACCAACCUCAGACUUGUGAACAGUAGUUUUUACAUAUUGUAGCACCCCAAAUAAUGAUUAUAAUAUCUAAAAUCUGAGGUUUAAAUGAUUUCAACCCACAUAUGGAUGCUGUCUUUGUCUAUGGUUGCUUAUUUUAUAAAGCCUAAAAAAUGCCCUGUCAAAGUUUAUCUCAAAUUGCAACAGCAAAGGAAGAUCAAAGUACAAAAAUGAAACAAAUCAUCCCAUCGAAUUACUGGCACACCGCUAAAUUUUCAAACAUGUCUCUCUCACAGCACAAUAUACCAGUGGACAAAAUUAUAUCAGGAGAUAAUGUACAAUCAGCCAGUCAUUAAGGGUUUAUUUUGAGAUAAUGACCAUCUGACUGUACAUUAUUCCACUUAUUAGACCGCUCCUUAUCAUUUAAAAGCAUAAAUGGAUAUGAAAUAUUGAUUUUAUUUGAAAUUAUUUAAUUAUGUCAGAAGAAAGAGUCUGCGGAGGUUUUCAGGGACAAUGGUUAAAUGUCCAGUUUAGUGGUCAGUCUGGCUGCGAUUGACCAAUCAGAUUCACGUAUUCCAGCAAACUGUGUAAUGAAAAUAGAGAAACUAAGAAUAGCUGGGUGCUGAAUAGCAAAACUCCUCAGACAGUGAUGGAUGUGAUGUGGACAGAAAUGAGAGAAGCAUAGGUUACUAUUUAUGUCAAACAGAUCUGUUUGCUGGUGCGUGUGGAAUCGUGUCACCUGAGGGAACUGAUUUAGCAUCAUGGGCCUGAAGACUUUCACAGCACUGCUCAGACACACUCCAUCAGCCUUUCCCUCACUAUUUAUAGCACUUUAAUAGUAAACAGCUCAAAUGUUCACUUCGUAUACAAACUAGCAAAAAGGCCAUGUAGAGACAAAGGUACUGUUGAUACAACAUUAAAUAAUAUUACAAUAUAUCAUCCUCCUGAAGAGCUAAAUUAGUGACAUAUCUAGUGAAUUAGGUGUUAGUUAGGAACAUAUUCUAGCGCUUACAGUGUCUAACCGUACCUAAACCUUUCAUAUACCACAUAAAACAAUCCAAUGUCACAUAUAUUAUUUAGAAAUCAUUAAUCAAUCAGUUCUGGAAAGUAGUGCCACAGUUUUACUACAUUCAUUGGCAUUAGAUGCAAAUUCACUCUUAAAAAUAAAGGUUCCUUAUUGGCAUCUACGGUUCCAUGAGCGACCUUUAACUUGCAUGGAACCUUUCAAUUUCACAAAAGGUUCUUUAUAAUGGAAGUGUUCACCGGGUUAUUCGAAUGUUCAUCGCAUUAAGAAAAAGGGUUCUUUUAAGAACUGUUCACUGAAAGGUUCUUUUGGGAACCCAACGGACCUUUAUGUUUAGGAGUGUACUAUGCUAUUUCUCAGAACUGGAUACAUAUCUAUCAGGCUGUUCUUUAAAGGUGAAGUGUGUACUGUAAAUGUGUGCCAUUUUAAUAUGCAGACAACUGUAUGUAAGCCAUUCGCAGUUUGACUUAUCAAAAAAACUACAAAAUAUGUAACACUAUGGUUCUGUGAACUUUGUUCUGUUUGCUCGAGUGGAUUUGAUUCAACCAGUGAAUUUCAGGUGUGACUGCCUGGUGUGCUGUUCAUUUUCUAGAUGACCAGAUUUUUGAUUUUCUCUCUGCAAGUGAUAAAAUGAGUGAAAAACCCUGUUGCCUUAAAUUAAAAGAGGCACCCGAGCCGUAUCUCUUUCGACUUGGGCCAGUAAGCAACAACCUAGCAAUCACAUAAACCACAUAAAAAUAGAUUGUUUCUUCAUCUGAAACCAGAUGAAAGAAAAAGAAAUGUAACACUUGCAAUAGAUCAAUUAACAUCAUGUGAAGUGAAAAGCUGCAUGUUUGUAAGAAACAAAUCCAUCAUUAAGGCAUUUUAACUGCGAACCAUUGCUUCCAGUCAAAAUAUGAGUCAAGUAAUCCAUAAUAAAACUUCUUUUUUGAAUAAACUAUUCCUUCAAGUAAUUCAGAACACGUUAGCAACCUCUAGAGGCACAUAAAUGACACACUUCAGCUUUAAAACACCACUGAUAAUAGUGAUUUGUGGGUUUUGUGGCUUGUGUGUAUCUGUGUAGUAAUAGUUUGAUUUGUAUCACUUUUCUCAUUGGCUUUUGUUUGUGGGUCAUGUGACCUCCAGACAGCAGUCAGCAUUCCAAAGCAAGCUAGCAUUCUCCAUGCCCUCUAACAUAUGCAAUAUUCCAAAGUAUGGCAUACACAGUGUGCUCCUCCAACGUGCCUCAAAGAAGGCCUAAAAACACAGUCUCUGCUUAUGACUUAUCAUUUCAUCUCUGCACAUAACUGAAAUACCUUCUUCUGUUCAAAGAUAAAAAUGUCAAGACUCACCAUUCUUGGUAAGGUCAGUGUCUGUAUCAGAUUUGUUGGCCGCCAUCCUUCAGCCGGAAUUGUGCGUUUUCAGUAUUAGUUCAGUCAUUUCUAGUAGUGUUGUUAUUUCUGUGUUGGUGAGCCCUCGCCUAAUUUUCUGUAUCUGUGAUAAGCAACACUGGUGUCUGUGUUUGUUUCUGUUUCUUUAUUCACUGAAAAUCCUUUUCUUUGUCACUAUUUUAGUCUUGUUUUCCAGUAGAGUAUUUAAUGCGUUUAAAACAUAAAUUUACUUGAAAGCUUUUGACUUUUUUCUUGUUUAAAGAAUAAAAACUAUUGAUAAAUAAAUCUGUAUAAGUACAUUCGUCUUCUUUUAAAGUUUUUUACUGGAAAACAACACAAAAAUACUGAUUCAGAAAAGUGUUUUUGCAAAGUUUAUUUUCUCUUUUUUUAGAGGUUGUGAAGUUGUGAAAUGUACAGAAGGUCUGAGCAAGUACAAGCUGUGUAGCUGUAUUUGUAACAACGAUGUCAAUACGUGAUCUUUUUUGGGUAUUUCUGUUGUGUUUAGUCGCUGAUGUGAAAGUGUACAACGAAAAAUUUAUUUAUUUAUACGUGUAUGGCACAGAAAAAAAUAUCUAUAUAUUUAUCUCACUAUUUAAAUAGGUCAGAAAACACGAGCCCACAUGUGACUCAUAUCAAUAUAUCCAUAACAUUAAUGUCCAGAAUGUGUGAAGGCGAUGUAAUCUUGUAUGUCUUGCUUUUCGUGGUUCUGUGAGACAAUCUUUGCCAUCAUUUCUGCCAUUUUCUGCAGUGCUUCAAGAACAUUCUAUUUAUUACUUUUGCUCCUCUGACUGAUUUAAUGUUUGAAAGAAUUUAGGAACUGUACAGAAAUUUAUAUUAAAUCAACUACACAAAGAGUAAAGUCAUAUGUUGAAGGCAUAUAGUACUGUGCUGAUCAAGAUGUGCAUUAAAUUGUUUUUCUUUUUUAAAUAUUUUUCCUUUGUGGUGUGUUUAUGUCCACAGGUUUGGUUAAUAGAAAUUGCUAUACUUCAUUUAAAUCACACUAUAUGUAGCAACAUCACGUCACUAUAUAUAUUGAAUUCCUUGAAAGGGCAUGUUAUUGACUUGCCAAUGUGUCAUUACAUCAUGUUUUUGUAAUUCUACAGAAAUGUUUGAAUGCCUUCUUUAGGUUAACAUGACAUAUGAUCUAGCUGUAAUGCUGAUAUAUAUUCUUCAGGAUGUCCUGAACGCUUUGAAAUAACAUGCAAUCUGAGCCAGAACAUUGUGGGUUUAGGAGAAAGUUGAUCUGUUUUAGACAAAAAAAAAAAAAAGUGUUUGUGUUUCACAGAAAUGGGCUAUUUUUAUCCGGUUCAUUUGGCUUGAAAAGCUCAAAAUAGCAUUUCUUCAAAAUUCCGUGUUACCUGUUCUAAUUCCCAAGCUGUUUCUCAUUAUAAUGAAAAGCAUUCGAUUACCUUGACACCUUUUUUCAUAGAAUCAUCCUGUAGACUUUCACUUUACUCUUCUUUCAUGCUUUUCCUGCCCGAAUCUUGCCUUGCUUAAGACCAUCAAUAACAAAUACCACCUACAAUUAAUCUGGCAUGAAAGCUCAGAUGUCGUUCAGGUGUGAAAACACCCUAGAAGGCCCAGCUUGUGAAGACACAUCACUGACAGCACAUUAACACUGAGGCCAAACAAACACAAAGAAAUUUGUGCGGUGGCACAGAUGUUAAAAGCAUUUUUGUUCCACACACAGAGAUGUUUUUGGUACUUUUGUGGGUACUAACACCCAUUUAAACGUAAGUCAGAUGAUUGCUGAAAUGAUUUGGACAUAGAAAAUUAUAUACACAGAGCAACACCUGCCUUGGGAAAUCCCUACACUUUUACUAGUCUUGUGCAAUAUCCAUUAUGUGUUCGAGUGUUGUAAUACACCAAAUCUUUCCAGACAAAGUUGGCAAGAAUCUUUGAGAAUUUUUUUUUUUUUAAGGAAAAAGUGUUUUAUUUCUCAUAUACACUCACAAGAUAGAAACAGUGAAAUUUGCAUUUUUUUCCUUGUAGAUGAGUUUCAAUGGAUUGUCUGCAGUGAAUGGGUGCCGUCAGAAUGAGAGUCCAAACAGCUGAUAAAAACAUCACAAUAAUCCACAAGUAAUCCACACGACUCCAGUCAACAUACUGUGAAUUGAAAAGUUGUGUUUGUAAGUAACAAAUCCAAAACAUUUUUAACUUCAAACCAUGGCUUCCAGCUGAAUAUGAGGAAAAAUACUCGAAAAAGUCAUCGCAUUUGUACCAGGAGCACAGAUUAAGAUCCGUUUAUACGUGAGAAAAAAAAGUUAUAAACCAAUGUUGGUGGAUUUUGAUGUGAGAGGGCAACAGAGAAUGGACUUCCAAUGAAGGACACUUUAUUAUGGAUUAUGGAGUGGUUUUUUUUUGUUGUUGUUGUUUUUUUUGGCCAUAAGCAAUGGUUAAAUGACUAGCUGGAUUUAUUUAUUUAUUUAUUUUUUACUAAAAACGGCUUUUCACUUUACAAGAUGUUAAUUGAUGGACUGACGUCUUGUGGAUUAUUGUGAUGUUUUUAUCAGUUUGGACUCGCAUUCUGACGGCACCCUUUCACUGCAGAGGAUCCACUGGAGAGCAAUGUGAUGCUAAAUGUCUCCAAAUCUGAAACAAGUUAUUAUAACUGUCCUUUUCAGACAAAAUGAAACCUGAAAACAUCAGCAAUGCAUAAAUCAAAGUGAGAAUAAUAAUAAAUAAUGGAUCAUGUAAGGUUGGUUUCCAUUUAAAAAAAAAGAUAAAUGUCUGUGAGUUUAGAAUGCAUUAGUAUUAAAUGCAGAAAUCGAUAUGGACAUUUUUAUUUAUUUGUUUGGUUAAGCUGAUGUGAGAUGGAUGUUUGGGUGGAUUUAUUUUGCAUGAUUACAGCUACAGUGAUGCUUUUGAAAACAAUUUGCUUCAGAGCAAUAACCAUAAUGGUCCUGGAAAUUGUCAGAGCGUCAUAAACAUAUUAAAUGAAAAGAAAAAAAAAAAUGGAUGCAAAAAUAUUCAGCAGGUUUUUCUGCCUAUAUGCUUAUUACUGAUAUCUGCACACCAUUUACUCACCCUCCUGUCAAUUCCUGUUGUUUUUUUGUUUUGUUUUUUGUUUGUUUGUUUGUUUGUUUUUUUCUAGCUCAGCAUGAAAGCAUGCAGCUUUUUGCAUAUAAUGACAGGUCAUUGUGAUCACAGCUGUCAAGCUCCAAAAAGGAUUUUAAAAAAAUUUAAAAAAUACCUACCUGGUCUCAUGGCAUAAAUGUACCUGGGUGCACUUUUUAGCGAGACGCGAAACACGUACCAAUAAGUAGGCCUACAUAUCACUGCAGUUUCCAAAAGAAAUGAACACUAGAGGCAGUAAAACUCCGAUGCCUUUUAUUCCUUUUCACACAAAUUUACAGAGUUUCGAUUAAUAAAGCGUAAUUUUCGCACAAUUACUUGGAAAAAUAUCAUGUUAUGACUUCAAAACAAUAUUAAUAUGCUGGGAGAUUUGAAAGCUAAUGCUUUUGAAUGUUAGCAUCUCACUUAUCCAGCUUCAUAUCUAUGGGUUUUCGUAGACGGUAGGUUUGUUCAGUAGCUCACGGAGUACGUAAACGUAUGAGAGGCGAGGAUCUCCGGUUCGAAUCCCGUGUACCUACGGUUCAACAAAACAGUUCAAAUAAGGAAGUGCAAAUAGCAUGGUUGCAUCAACAAAUGCAUUUUUAUAUCAGUUUUGCAUUUUUCAACACUAUCGGGUAGGUUUAGGGUUGGGUUUGGCGUAGGGCAUAUUUCCAACACGAUUCAUUUUUUAAUUUUUAGCGACGGUUUCCGGAUAUUUGAAUUUUGAACUGCCGCAAUACCUAUAUCAACGUAAUAAAAACACAGCAAUACGUACCUAUAUCAGCAUAAUAAAAAUACAGCAAUACAUACCUAUAUCAACGUAAUAAAAACGUGCCAAAGUUUACGUAUUGAAUCCGUAUUUUAGCGCCACUCAGUGGACAUUUCUCUAUGAAACUGCAGCGAAACGUGCAGUAAGGUAUGUAAAAAUGGUCUAUGCCAUGAGAACAGGUUGAAAAAUACACAUAAUAAAUGUAACUUAAACAGCACUGAACAAAACUUUAUUUUUUGGGGUGAACUAUUCCUUUAAAUAACUUCAGUUUCUUGUAAGUUAGCUACAAUUAAAAACAGAUGCAACUGACAUUUUGUAAUACAACUGAGAAUAAACUGUUAUCAUACCAAAAGGAGGUUUUUGCUUCAGUUUAUCUCAAUGCAAGCAUAUGUUAUUUCAUGUGAAAAGAAAUCUGUCUUGUUAAACAGUGAUUGCUUGAGAUUUCAUCUCCUCUCAUCCAUAACAAAGAUCCAUGUUUUUGGCUAAAGACCUCUACACAGCUCCAGCUUCUAAGAGGGUCUUUCCCUGACAUUUGUACCGGAUCAUUGGAUUUCUUUAUUUCACUCAUCUGGUUAAAUUCCCAUAUAAACCAAGAAAGAGGUCAGAGCAGAGGGUCAAGUUACAAUGACCUCAAUAACUCUUGAAAGAUCACAAAAAGAAAUUGGUUUCAAACACAUAGAGCUCACACAAGACCACAGAAAACCUGCAGAAAUCUUCAGAAAAAAAUGUCCACAGGGACAAAAGAAGAACAUUUGAGAAGUACUGGAUUUUGUUUGAUUGAGGCGGUUUCAUUAACCAA